UUUAGAAGAUAUAACAACCUCUCAUCCCUAAUUUUCUCUAUUCCAACCCAAUUAUUCUCCACCAUUAUCCACCCUAAUCAUUUUCACCAUGACAGAAAAACAAUCAAAAUCCAAAAGAAGGAGGAAAAGGAGAAAAAAUCACAAAAAAAUCAAAUAUUAAUUUAUUAUCUUUCUAAAAACACUAUCAUGUUUUAUUCCUUGUUUUGUUCCAAUAAUAAUAAUAAUAAUAAUUUCCUCCAUUGUUAAUUAAUUACUAGAACCAAAAUUUAACUCCCCAUUUCCUUCCUCUUUUGUGAGUACCGCUCCCCAUUUUCUCGAUGGAGGAGCGGGUCCCACCCACCUCUCCGGACGCCGCCCACGGCCACGACCACGACCACGACCGUGACCACCAUCAUCGCACCUCCACCACCACCAACACCAUCAACGACAACGACAACGACAAAAACAACAACAACGACGAGGAGGAUCAAGACGACGAGUUUGAUGAUUUUUAUAAUAUCUACCAUGGGAAAAAUAAUAAUAAUAAUAAUAAUGGUAAUGGUAAUGGUAAUGGUAAUGGCAAUAAUGGUAAUUUUAAUGAAGAUGAGAAAAUGCAAAUUGUCCCUUCCUUAAGAUCACAUGAUAAUGAUGAUGAUGAUGAUAGUAAUUCUAACUCUCAACCACAACCACCUCAUUCUACAUACAUUAUACAAGUCCCUAAGGAUCAAAUCUACCGGGUUCCGCCACCGGAGAACGCCGAGCUUGUCGAAAAGUACCGGAAUCCGGUGCAAAACAACCAAAAGGGGCGGCGCCGGUGUGUGUAUUGGUGUUUGUCGGUUUUCUUUGUGGUUGCGUUUAUUAUUAGUGUUAUUGUUUGUGUUGCUCAUUUUACGUUGAACCCUAAGAAUCCUACGUUCUCUAUCAAACAUGUUGUCAUCAAGCACCCUACUACAACUUCUUCUAAAAAGAACAACGCUCCUCCUCCUAAGUUCCAGGUAUCUAUGGAGACAACAAACCCUAAUAGUGUGAACGAUAUUGAGUACGGAAAAGGAAAUGCAACACUUGAAUACAAAGGAAAGGUGUUAGGGCACGGCUCAUUUCCGGCGUUAGAGAAGGAAGAAUCCGGCAAAGCCGACGCCGAAGACGUGGUUUUCGCGGUGUCGUCGAAAGGUGGUUUGCCUAAAGAGUUAGAGUCGUCAUCCUCCUCUCAUAAUAACCAUCAUAAAAAACCAGUGAAAUUGAACAUGUCAAUGAACAUCCCUCUUAAGUUGAAGACAUGGUUAUUUACCAAGAAAGUUGAUGUUAAGGUUGGUUGCCAAUUUGAGGUUGAUUCCUUUGGAGAUAAUAUCAAAAUUUUAUUACAAAAAUGUGACACCCAUAAUUAAUUAUCACCAAAAUUAAUUAAUUAUGGUGUUUAAUUAUUUAAUUUCGGAAAAUAGAGUUAUUUAUCUCACAUCAACGAAAUUGAUUUCUUUGAGUUGUUGUUGUGUAUAAUUUCAUAUGUCACCUUAUUUGAUAGGUUUAUUAAAAACAUUGAAAAGUCGUAAAUAUGUUUUUUUUAUUAAAAAGGUGCACAAUUAUGAAACAGAGGAUUUGUACAUUUUUUUUUUCCGGUCUUUGUUAUACGUGUUGUAUUGUAAAGGGAAAAAAGGGACUCUUUAGACCAAUGAUUUCCAAUUUGAUUACCGCAA
This is a messenger RNA of Spinacia oleracea (spinach), 1670 nucleotides long. Its product is annotated as NDR1/HIN1-like protein 13. Gene Ontology annotation, cellular component: plasma membrane. Lineage: Eukaryota; Viridiplantae; Streptophyta; Magnoliopsida; Caryophyllales; Amaranthaceae. The record is from RefSeq and is a predicted model, not a curated record. Gene Ontology annotation, biological process: defense response to other organism. The transcript is spliced from 2 exons. The coding region runs from base 318 to 1364 and encodes 348 amino acids.